CAGGGUCUUGACCUUCGUGACAUUGCGCUAGUAAUCCAGUGGAAAUAUACCUCGUCACUUUGCACACUCUGGCAAUGCUUAGGGAGAGCAGCACAAGAUAUCUCCACAGAAGUGACUGGGAUUUAUCUAGUUGAGCCGCAGUACAUUGAUCAUCAGAAAGAGAAGACACAAGCGAGA
Molecule: messenger RNA, 177 nt
Organism: Suillus bovinus
Lineage: Eukaryota; Fungi; Basidiomycota; Agaricomycetes; Boletales; Suillaceae
Exons: 1
Source: RefSeq, a predicted model, not a curated record